Messenger RNA from Amoebophrya sp. A120, 8118 nucleotides. The record is from the annotation of a GenBank genome assembly. Lineage: Eukaryota; Dinophyceae; Syndiniales; Amoebophryaceae.
CCAAAAGUCGUGCUGGGUUGUCGACCAAACGUGACUCGUACUUUGUUACAACCCAUGGGGGAAGGUUUCUCUUUCUGCCUCUGCUCCUGUCGCUCUACGCUAUCCGAAGUGCAUACAAUUCCUUUCUUCCGCAGGCUGUUAUUCACGUUUGACCCACAUUACAUUCAUCUAACCCCCCCCCCGAUUACCAACUACACAUCAUUUCCUACUUAUUUUUUUGUCGUCGCACAAACGAGAAAUUAGAUAUUUUUUCCCCCCAUUUUCCACAAGAUAGCGCUACUGCUCUACGAUCUAUCACUGUUGCGCAGCUAUGUUGUUCCUCGAAGUUGGUGCGUGAAAGAUAAAUGUCCCCCUCGACAACCAAGACGCAUUUCGGCAAUGCUACCCCCGCUGCAAGGAGGACAUGCCCAUCAGAGAGGGCUUAGAGGCUGCGGCACGGACUGAGCAAGGAGCGGAUAAGUAUUUCUAUCGGGAACGACACCCAAGAGAAGUACUAGUCAAGCAACAGCUUCUUCGGAGAACCAUGAACAACAUGUCGUCCACAACCUCAUCCUCAUCCUCUUUCCGCGGGUUGUCGGCCCACUCGGUCUUCCUGCUCCUGCUCGCGGCGGCUCUCUACUCCGACACAAGCAGUACUCGCAGUCUGCAGCCUCUUCAUCUGUGGUUCAUCCCGCCGUUGUGGUCCACCUCCACCUUCGCUGCGGCCGCACGAACGCUCCUCGACAGUAAAACCGCUGCGCAGCAGGGCGCAGCGCGCAAUAGAGAGGGAACACGAAAAAUAGGAUCUUCAAGAACUUCGAGUAGGGCGGGCAAGAAGAUCCGCACCGGGAGCACAAGUACUUCUAGGGCUCGAGGACGCCAAGAGGAAGCCCGGGAACGACAAGAGAGUGGUCGAGUGUUGUCCGCAACUACUGCUUCGUGUUUUGACGCGAACGUCAACGAAGCUCCCGGUUUCGCGCAAUGCAGCUCUCGGGGCUUUGUUCCGAUUCCGGACGUACCGAUAGAGGUGAUUACCUGUGCAGGCGGGGUUUUCGGAAAGGAUCUGAACAAGUUGAGCUCCCUGUAUCACCCAAAGGUGAAUGCUUGUCCCUACACGAGCAGCGUGGACCGGAACUGGAACGUGCACAUCCUGCAAAGAGGAUGGAACUCGGACAAGAAACAAACCUAUAAUCCGUACGACUGGUCCGACAGAACACAGUGGAACGCCGAUGAGUUUGUAGACGCCAAGUGUUUCGGAACGGGCGCCGACUACCAGAUCGCUACCGACGGUCCUGAACACGAAACUUACGUCUGCUACGAGGGCAGUGCGGACGUAGCCAACGCGUGGCAUUAUCCCGCCUACUGGUCCAACCCGACACCUUUUGCGAAUACUCACCUCGUCCGAGCAGCAAUAACGCAGCAAGAACAACUCGGCAACCUGAACCGCGGCAUCUACCUCCAGGUCAGCGCCGACCCGCACGACGACACAAAGUUCAACGCGCAGUGGUUUUUCGACGGAACUUGCCCGGGAAAUCCUAACAAUAGAUGCUACGAACUACCGGUCAUGGACAGUACAGAGGAGGUAGUUGUAGGAGCCGAAACUCCGACGCCGAUAGGACUGCAGAGCGGAACAUCAUCAAACGGCGACACUGGCGAGGGGAACAGCAUUGACCCUGAACAAACGACCAAUGGCGACGAGGAUGCACCUCCUGCUGAGGGCACGCAAACUUCUACCGAGUCGUUGUCGACGUCGACGACAUCCACCACGACGCCCGCGGCCAUGGAACCGCCAAAGUUUGGAGGCAACUCUGAGGCUCAGAAGGAGGAACAAGACCAAGACGGUCUUGUUGAAAACAAGCUGGAUAGUUCCAGCGAAGUAGGACAAGGGCAAGGCCCUGUGGCGUAUAAGGAAAAAGAGCAAUCACCUGGGUGCUGCGACACCGGCGCGGGCACCGUGGCGAAGGGGGAAGUGUCGAGCUCGUUUGUGGAACAGAAUAUUAAACAUCAGACCACUAUCAGCGAGGCGCUGGAGAUCAUGGACAAGCAAAAGCAUCUUGAAGGAAAAACACGAAGAACAACAGCCUCGUGCGGAAACUGCCAGGCGGGCACGAAGUGCACCGGCAAAAAACCGAUUUCUGGCUUUGUGGAUUUAGAAGUAUCUUGUGCGGGUGGUUUGUUGGGGAAGUUUAGAAGCCGGGUCGCCGACCCAACUUUGCAAGAAGGCGGUGAAGCAGGAACAAAUGCAGUCCACGUGAUCCGGGCAGACAAGCAAGCCGAGCUGGCAGAUGACCCGAAAAACGCCGACAGGACGGUGGACUCCUUCUGCUUCGGCCUGCAGCCCCCCGCGGAUAGCUACGCAAUUCGGAAUCCGAGCGGAGAGGAGUACGUGUGCCGUAGGGCUGAUAUGUCAUGGGAUCCUGACUUUCAACUUUUGCCUGGAGCCGUCCAGGUGGAAAACGGUAUUGCUGAGCCUUACUACAUCCAGAUCGAAGCCGCGGCGGAAGACUACACAAAAUUCAAUAUUGAAAGGAAAAAGUCACCCUCCCCAUAUCGAAAAGGCAUAUUUCCGAAAAUUUGUGCUGCUGAUUUGAGGCCACAAAUCACAUUUGUCUUGCAAGGAGACAAGGGCAGAAGCUUCGCCCCCAUUGUGGAAGCGAUUUGUCGUGCUGUUGGGCCUACAGAUGAUGAGCUUAAGUGAGCAACUUUCCAUGCUGAACAACUAGACCGAUACACCCCUCCCUAGCCUGGGGAAGUGGCCGCAAUGCCUUCCUGCAAUACAAAGCUGAUUUGUGUACACAAAUCCAGCAACAGAAAUUUCCGUUUCAAUAUGGGGAGGGGGGAUUUUCCCUUUCGAUAUUCAAAGUGACCUGGUUCCAAGGGGACGAGGAGGAGACCGUCUCCUCCUCCCAGGAGGAAGUAUCCUGUGCAAAAGCAUCGUAUUCGUAUUGCAGUCAUGCAUUACAAAUCUUUACCUUAAGGUAAAUCCGCAUUACAAAUUUUAUUUCUCAUGCUGAGAAAAUUUGUAAUGCAUUUAUACGAAAGCAUCGCAGCGAUGCUUUUGCACUUCAUAGGGAGAGAACGCCCCCGACGGCACGGACGGGGCCACCGCUGGCACGAACCAGACCUUGUUCAGUGCUGAACUACCGAACACAACUUCUAACACAAACGCUACAUCUACGCUGGGCCCCCCAACUUCUAGCAGUACCACUUCUAAACCCCCCGACGAGGACGUCGUGUACGAUGCGAAGGCUUCGGAGCCCGGGUGCUGUGGCGACACUAGCUCCGCGAUCGCCGCGCCGGGGGGAAGUAGCAGCAGUAGUAGUUCCUUCGCGCAGCAGGAGCAGCUGCAGCAGCUGCUGCUGCCGGAGGAACACGGCGCGGCCGAAGGACAUCUUGAAAGCGAGCAUAAUUGUUCUGGCAGAAGUUCAUCUCCACGAGCACGACGUAAACAUAUCAGAAGUACAAGUAGUAGCCGACGCAGUGGGAGGACGAGUCACGGAACGGCGCCUGCUCGAGGAGAAGAAGAAGAGGAGCAACAAGAAGAGGAUGCAAGAACCGCCGGAACAGGAACUACAUCGAGGACUAGCAGUACAAAAAGCACUAGCCGAAUUGCUUUUGCUAACGCUAAGAACACGACGAAGAAGGAUAUUUUCAUGGACACGACCAAGAUGAACAAUAAAAACAGUAGCUCCACGUCCACUUUUCUGGAGGCGGGACAUCAAGGAAAAAAACAUCGUCAUCAGCGGACCUCAAUAAUGAAGAACCUCAACAGGAAGAAUAAACUCGCGGGUGGACGACCCGGCGCCUGUUCGAAAGACUUCACGGAGAUAACCGAUGUGCCCACGCUGACCGCCAGAACGUGCACGCCGGCGAGAGCGGACAUCGUGGGGCUGCUGGGCAAGUUUGACCAGAAAAACAAGGAGCGGUCCGUCCACGUGUACCGCAACCAGCACGAAAUCCCCUCCGUUUCCGACAAGAAGGACGGGGCGAAAGAAGGGCGCCACCAGAUGUACUGCUUUGGUCCGUACAGUAACCUCAGGGAAUCAGCGGAACAUGAUUGUUUGGAGGAAGUAGGGGUCCGCCGGCCCCUAUUUGGGCAUUGGAUCGAAUGGAGUGAGGACAAAUGGCACGGGAGCUUUGACCACCCCCUCGUACUUGACGGCAUCCCGUCCACGACUGCCUUCGACACGUCGCAGCUCUAUGUCCAAAUCGAAGCGCUCCAAGACGGUCAGUUUCGGUGGAAGUGGUUUACGGCCUCCGGCGGGCCAUCUUCUUCUUCGUCCGAGCGGUCCUUGUUAGCAGGUGAGGAAGAACUGCCUCGCAGUGGACAGCGCGGCCCGUCGCCUUCUCGAACAGCGAGGCCAGAAGGUAGUACUAUGAACUGCAAAAGGAUCGUACUCGUAGUAUUGCAAUACUACAAAUUAGCUCAGCAUGACAAAUGGAAUUUAUCAUGCUGAUUUAGCUUGAAAAAGAAAUUUGUCUUGCAUGACUGCGACUAGUACGAGUACGAUACUUUUGCACAGGAUAAGUACUCCUUCAGAGCAACAAGAAGACCACUCACCGCUGCACGGCAGCAGCGGUGACGGUGAGCAAGAAGAUCUGCUAGAAAAGGAGCUGCGCGUAUCAACCGCAAAUAUGCCUGGAUGUUGUCUGGAAGAUUGCCAGGUUUGUCAUUGUCAUGCAUAUUUUGUAUGACCCAGAAGGUCUGGAAUGCGGGCUCUAGCAUCACAAGUUUUGAGAAGGCUACGCAAUGCUGAAUCCGCAUGAGAACUGCAACUGCCGCGGCCUUCUGGUAUUAACCAAAAGUGAGGACUUUAUUUGCUGGUCCUCACGCAAUACAGAUUUUUGUAUCGAUCAGAUUUAGCAUGACAAACUCGGACUCUUCGUCUUCCACAUCCAGAUUACAUAUUUGCAGUGCAUAGCGCACAUACCAGGAGAAGGCGGCUGCGCCUGAAUGUUGUGACCCCGGAUCAGCAAAAGAGGACUCGAACGCGGUGGCCAUGCUCCAAGAGAUCAUGGACCCCAACGAGCACGAAAGAGGUAUCCAAGAAAAAAACUGUGUAAGUGUAACUUUGUGUUGCAGACGAUGCAAGACACUGACACCUGUCAUGCUGGACAUUCAUCACAGGCUCUUUUCGUACGUAUUUUCACGUACUAGCUACGCAUGACAGGUUUUCUGUGUCAUGCAGAGCAAACUUGUGAUGCUACUUCCCCAAGAAAGUUACACGUACACAGUUUUUUUCCUGGAUAAGAGGACGAGGUCGUCCACUAAAAGACGGCGCGGAGGAGGUUGUAGUUCCGCAGCACAGAGAACAUCAAGUUCAUCUGACCUCUACCUUUCUCGAGGGCGGAAACCCGAAACAACCGUGCCCGGACGAAUUGACACCCAUCACAGACAUGGGUCCGGUCACGAAUGAAUUUUGCUCGAACCCGCCGGGUGCGUUGGAUAAACACCACGGCCUGCUGACCAAGCGGCGGCCGGACGACCGAAAGUGGGUGCACGUUCUGUACGAAGCUAAUACAGAAACCAGUCCCAGUUACGAUGAGAUUCGACACGAACCAUUCGGCCCGAAUGGGGGGCGAUUUGAGCAGUUCUGCUUCGGGCCAUACGAGAAAGACAUUCCCAGGUCCGCCGAGUUCGGAUGCCUGGCGAAAUGGGAGGAUAGCUUCUUAUCAUGAGGAAAAAUCCGCCCUCCCCAUAUUGAAAAGAAAAUUUGUGAUGCCGGAUUUCCGUCCACAAUAAAGAAGUAGCCCCAGAGACGCAUGUGCGGCCUCGUUUCUUGCAGGGAAUUUGUCAUGCUGUUUCCCGCCUCCAGUUGUGUUGCUUCCUCUCAUGCGCAAAGCGCAACGCUUUCCGAUGCCAGCCAGCGCUAAAGGCCACAUCUCUUCGCUUCUAGCAUGACAACGUGGUGAUCUUCGCAAAUCAUGCUACACAAAUCAGCGUUUCAAAAUACACAAAUCACGGGGGAGCCCUGCCCUUAUUUUCUCAAACACGCAAAUCAGCGUUUCAAUAUGGGGAGGGAGAAUUAUUUUUCGUUGUCAUAGGCCAGGGCGAAACUUGUGUCCUUGUUUUCGCCCGACGACGCCAAGGAUAUCCCCGUUGACGUUGACUGGGAAACCGGAAAUAUCGCAAGAAAAAACUGUUUCACUGUGAAUGAUGGUUUUGCAAGAUCUGCAUUACAAGUUUGCUACACAUGACACAGAAAAUUUGCCAUGCGCGUUUCCCAAGGGAAGACACGCUUACAAAUCCACUGGGUUGCAGGUGUAGCAAGACAAACACUUUGGUGUUUCGUUCUCUGCGUGACAAGUUUACAGGAGUGAAACAGUUUGUUCUUUGCAUAGGAAAGACAGUCCACGGCAUCAGCCUGGAGACCGACUUUAUGCAUUGCCAAAAUGUCUGGGUCUGGAUCUGGAAGGAUGCAACUUGUCAUGCUGAGUCUGGAUAGUACAGAAAUUUGUGUUGCAUGAUUACCAGAAGGCGUCCACUUUUGAACAAGUUUAGCGGCAGUUUGUCAUGCAGGAUGGACAUGUUGAUAGAGACUUCGCAGAACCUGUCAUGCUAGGUCCUGCAUUGCAGACCUCGUGGGGCAUGCAAAAUAUGCAUGACAAGUUUGCAUUUUUCCAGACCCAGACAUGUUUGCAUUUCAUAGCCUUUGACACUGCGCAACUGUACGUGCAAGUUACUGCGAAAGCUAUGGGACUCUCAAAUCAGUUACAUUCUCAACCGCUACGUGGUGAUUUGUCAUGCGAAAUUGCUAUUUUAAGCCACAAAGUCAAGCUACUUCGCAUGACAAAUUCUCGAUAAUCUUCUGUGCCAAAUUUGUAAUAAUGCGAGAGAUGCAAGCACAAGCUCUCCCCUACAACCCCUUUUACUUUUGCUGUUAGUAGUUCUCGCGUCACAAAUUCUAAUUCAUGUAACAGUUGAGAAUGUAACGGUUGAGAGUUCCAUAAAAGCCGACGGAAAUUUCGAGUGGCAAUGGUUUACCGCAGCGGGGCCGCCUAGUACUUCUGUGCAGCGGCCCCUCCCAAGUCGUCCAGCUUCAACAGAAGCCGCCUCCUCCGUAGAUGAAAAAGAGGGGUCGGGGGCCCCUGAUGACGGAGCAGGGGAACAACAGGGUGAACAAGAGGGGUCGGGGGCCCCUGAUGACGGAGCAGGGGAACAACUGGAUAACUCACUAAACGAAGCCACCACCUACGAGGAAAAGGACGCAACACCCGGUUGCUGUGGCGAAAGUGGUACAGUAGAUUCCGUGGCGGUGCUUAGUUCGGCGACGAAUUCCUUUCUCGAACGACAAGGUGGACAAAAAGAAGAAGAAGAAGAAGUACAACCGUCUCGCGAACAAGUAGCUGAGGAGAAGACGCAACAACUACCUCGUUCUGCUGCAAAUAACGAGGAGGCUGUCGAGAACAACAGGAAGAACGAGCGGACUCUUGAAGACGGGGCAGCUGCUGGUGUGCGGGCGACAAGGUCAAGUUUUUCUCUUGCCGGAGAGGAGGACCAAAGCUCGUCUGCUGUCCAAGAACUUCAUGUCGCAGUGUGACGGAAACUACUUAACUCGAUUGCAGAUGUUUUCAACGGAGGAUUGAGUUUUUUUUUUUGUUUGUUUUUUGUCAAAUGUAUUUACACGACAAUGAACUCAAUCGUAAACCAAUUGAAGAAUGGGAUACAUUGCGACGAGGAGGAAGCAAGCUUUCACUUUACGAAUCAAUCGUUUGCAUUCUAUUUUUUAGCAAGAUUUCUCAUACCUAUGUUUAGCAAAAUUAUCACAAGUUUAGACAUUUCCUUUCAAAUUUUCAUCAUUUUCACGAAUUCACGCACGCCAUGUGCUGUUUUAUUUUUAGAGUUAGCCGCGUCAAGUAGAACAUUUUUCCUGUAAAAUAAGAAUUUCACAUUUUGGAGGGUAGGUACUAGUGCUCAAGCUUAUCGAAUUGCGGUUGCUUUAAUGCGCCGGUACAGAACCAAAAGCAUUGUUGUACAUAAUAGUACCAUGCAUGAGAAAGUCCAAUCCGUAUAAACUGUACAAUUAGAAUUCGGUGGCGAUAACUCUGAACGACAUCGAUCAUGCCAUUGAGCGACAAGGCUGUUGUACUGAGCUCGAGCAGUUGUAAGAGCCGGACGACCGGCCGAGAAGGUGGGAG